GGGGGCCGCGGCGCGCGCUGGGCCACGACGACUCUUGGGGACGCCCGGGGCCUCUGAGCGCAGGAACGGGGCGGGAGGGGGGGGGGGAGCCGAAGGGCGCGGGGCGCUGGGCCGGGGCGGCCUCCCCCUCCCCGAGGCCAGGGCGUCUCAGCCGCUAAGGCGCGGGGCUGCAGGUCCUGCCGCUGGGCUUCCCACUCUGACAGGCGCCAUUUUACCGCCCAAAGGGCUCCCUCCUCCUCUCUUCCCUCCUCCUCUUCCCCUCUGACAGUACUUCCGGUAGUGACGCGUGUUCACUUCCCCGGGGUGGAUGGGUCCCUCGGCCCGUUCCAGCGAAGGAGGGUAGAGUCGGGGAAAGCGGAGGGAGUCCGGAGCAGGGAUGCAGCGUUGCGCACGCGCGCAAGACGUGGUGCAGGAACUGAGGAUGUCUUCUCUACGGCUGUGUACAGAGACUCUGGAGCGCCCCCUCCGAGUGAGCCCCGCUGAGGACACGGGACAUAAAAAGAAAAAAAAAAACCCACAACCACCCUGGUUCCAGACUCUGCGGGCCUUUAAUGGGGGGGGGGGGAGGGCAAUCGUAAGUGCCCCGCCUCCUCGGCCGUGACGACAUCAGAAGGCGUCCGAGAUGCUGGACUCGCUGUUGGCCGUCGGUGGCUUGGUGCUUCUUCGAGAUUCCGUGGAGUGGGAGGGGCGUAGUCUCCUGAAGGCUCUUAUCAAGAAAUCUGCACUUCGUGGGGAGCAAAUCCACGUCCUGGGCUGUGAAGUGAGUGAAGAAGAGUUUCGCGAAGGUUUUGGCUCUGAUGUCAACAGCCGCCUGGUUUACCAUGACCUCUUUAAAGACCCUCUUAACUGGUCAAAACCUGGCGAAGCUGUCCCUGAAGGACCUCUGGGGGCCUUACGGGCCAUGUGCAGAAGGACGGAUCCUGGCCCUGUCACCAUUGCUCUGGACUCUGUGAGCUGGCUGUUGCUUCACCUUCCCUGUGUCACUCUCUGUCAGACCCUGCAUGCUCUGAGCCAGCCACGGGUCUCCCCAGGUACUAACUCCCUAGUAGAGCAGGUACGUGUCCUGGGCCUACUACAUGAAGAGCUUCAUGGUCCUGGCCCCACGGGAGCGCUGAGCACCCUUGCUCACACAGAGGUGAUUCUGAGUGGUAAAAUGGGCCAGACUUCAGCCUCCAUCCUCUGUCGAAGGCCCCAACAACGUGCAACUUACCAGACUUGGUGGUUCUCCAUUCUUCCUGACUUCAGCCUGGAUCUCCAUGAGCAGCUUCCCCUCCAUUCUGAGCUCCACCCAGAUCCUCACACAACCCAGGUGGAUCCCACGGCUCAUUUGACCUUUAACCUUCACUUGUCCAAGGAGGAAAGAGAAGCCAGAGACAGCCUCACUCUGCCUUUCCAGUUCAGCUCCGAAAAACAGCAAGCUCUGCUCCGCCCUGGACCAGGCCAGACAACCAGCCACAUCUUCUAUGAACCAGAUGCUUUUGAUGACGUAGACCAAGAAGACCCAGAUGACGACCUAGACUUUUGACUAGACUAAUGGAGAGGAAGACCAUGGUUCAAAACCAUCCUGUUGUUGGCAGAGACCUUACCUGGUCCCUCCCUCCCUGUGUUGCUCUGUCUGUGAGCUAAGGACUAACAUCUAAUUGGGGCAAAGAAGUGUGGUGAGAGGGUGGUGUAUAGCAAGAGAAUAAGAAACCCCCUCUUCCCAUGCCCAUUUCUAAUAAAAUAGAUUAUGUAU
Onychomys torridus (southern grasshopper mouse) is the source of this 1735-nucleotide messenger RNA. RefSeq names its product elongator acetyltransferase complex subunit 5 (gene Elp5). The transcript is spliced from 9 exons. Gene Ontology annotation, molecular function: tRNA binding. The coding region runs from base 623 to 1525 and encodes 300 amino acids. The record is from RefSeq and is a predicted model, not a curated record. NCBI's taxonomy places the organism in Eukaryota, Metazoa, Chordata, Mammalia, Rodentia, Cricetidae. Gene Ontology annotation, cellular component: nucleus; elongator holoenzyme complex; cytosol. Gene Ontology annotation, biological process: tRNA wobble uridine modification.